Molecule: messenger RNA, 1283 nt
Organism: Aspergillus pseudonomiae
Lineage: Eukaryota; Fungi; Ascomycota; Eurotiomycetes; Eurotiales; Aspergillaceae
Gene: sar1
Product: Arf family GTPase SAR1
Exons: 6
Coding region: 172-741 (189 amino acids)
Biological process (GO): membrane organization; intracellular protein transport; vesicle organization
Cellular component (GO): endoplasmic reticulum exit site; COPII vesicle coat
Molecular function (GO): GTP binding; GTPase activity
Source: RefSeq, a predicted model, not a curated record
GGUUGGCUUAGCCGAGCGCUAAGCGUCAGGCAAGCGAAAGCCAACGUCGACCACCGCAACCGUGUCUUAUCUUCUUUCAAACCUCACCGCCAGCGCUCCAGCCUUCGCAAGCUUCACCCUCCAUAUCACCGAUCUUCAGUACCAACCCGUCCGGACUGAAUCGAUCUCACCAUGUGGAUCAUUAACUGGUUCUACGAUGUCCUGGCCUCCCUCGGCCUGCUCAACAAGCACGCUAAGCUCCUCUUCCUCGGCCUUGACAAUGCCGGAAAGACGACCCUUCUGCACAUGUUGAAGAACGACCGGGUUGCCGUUCUCCAGCCUACCGCUCAUCCGACGUCGGAGGAGCUCGCUAUUGGAAACAACCGCUUCACUACCUUUGACUUGGGUGGUCACCAGCAGGCCCGUCGUCUCUGGAAGGACUACUUCCCCGAAGUGAGCGGUAUCGUUUUCCUCGUUGACGCCAAGGACCACGAGCGUUUCCCCGAGUCCAAGGCCGAACUCGACGCCCUCCUCGCCAUGGAGGAGCUCGCCAAGGUCCCCUUCCUCAUUCUCGGCAACAAGAUCGACCACCCCGACGCCGUCAGCGAGGACGAACUCCGACACCAGCUGGGACUCUACCAGACCACAGGAAAGGGCAAGGUGCCGCUCGAGGGCAUCCGGCCGAUCGAGGUCUUCAUGUGCAGUGUUGUGAUGAGACAGGGCUACGGCGAGGGUAUCAGGUGGCUGUCUCAAUACGUUUAAGCUUGAAAACCCCAAAAAAGUGCAGGCAAGCUUGAGCGGAAACAUUUCCAAGGGGUAGGGGAAGGGAGUUCAUGAGUAGAUGGACUGGACGGAGUACUUCUUUCUAUAUUUGAUAUCUCGCACAUCGUCUCUCCUGGUUUCGGUGGCAUGUAAUUGAUUAUGGUCAAUCGUCAAUCGAUUUAGCUUGUUCGAAUUAGCUAUUUACUAGGUCUAAUUUUUCUUUUUGCUCGGAGUACCACGUGAAAAACCUUAAGCGUUAUAUGCACACUGACUUGGGCCAGGCCAGAACUCUAUCACAAGACUUUAGAUCCUGAGAGGCCGUUGGCAGUUUUACAUCAUGACUAUAUGCAAUGGUUCUCUGUACCCAUGCAUCAAGAACACGGGACUUGUAUAUUACCUUUGUAGAUCUUAGACAACUCAUUCAACGCACUACAGAUACCUACCCUUCUACUAACGAAGUCUUUACCCGAAUGAGAAAAGGGAAAGAAAUCAACAAGUCCGAUAAUUAUGCCUCUAAAAUACAGUAAUACAUUGAAUCGAAC